CAUGCUGAACUGACUCGAAGAUUUGGAAUGAUUGAACAAGUCAAACCAAUUGCAAUUGCUACAUUUCUGGACCCAAGAUUUAAAAAUUUACAUUUUAAUGAUCUAGUAGCCUGUUCAAGUGCGAUAGCAGAUUUAACAAAGUUGUCAAAAUUGGACACCAUUUCUUCUAGUGAGUCAGAAGGAGAACAUUCUAAAACAGACAACUUCGAUUUUUGGGCACAUCAUAAAUAUUUGGUUCAUGGCCAAAAAAAGAAAAAGACCACAACUUUUAUGAACGAUGAGUUAUCGUUAUACUUAUCAAAUCCAGUAUCAACCCUGAAGUCUGAUCCUCUUGAAAUAUCGGAGGAUAUGAAACACGUAUUUCCUAUUUUGUAUAAACAAGCGAGUUUGCAUUUCACCAUGGUUGCAACAUCUGUUCCUUGCGAACGACUUUUUUCAAAUGCUGGAGCAACAUUAACCAAAUCUAGAAAUCGUUUAACUAGUUCUCGCCUUCAAAAAAUAUUAUUGUUAUCUCUUAUCCCAGAGGAAGAUUGGUUUUAAUUAUAUUUUUUAUAUAUUAUU
Daktulosphaira vitifoliae (grape phylloxera) is the source of this 561-nucleotide messenger RNA. RefSeq lists its product as uncharacterized. Gene Ontology annotation, molecular function: protein dimerization activity. Lineage: Eukaryota; Metazoa; Arthropoda; Insecta; Hemiptera; Phylloxeridae. The transcript has a single exon. The coding region runs from base 28 to 540 and encodes 170 amino acids. The record is from RefSeq and is a predicted model, not a curated record.